Cimex lectularius (bed bug) is the source of this 2566-nucleotide messenger RNA. RefSeq names its product protein gooseberry-like. Gene Ontology annotation, biological process: anatomical structure development; regulation of transcription by RNA polymerase II. The record is from RefSeq and is a predicted model, not a curated record. NCBI's taxonomy places the organism in Eukaryota, Metazoa, Arthropoda, Insecta, Hemiptera, Cimicidae. The transcript is spliced from 10 exons. Bases 184 to 1587 code for a protein of 467 amino acids. Gene Ontology annotation, molecular function: DNA-binding transcription factor activity, RNA polymerase II-specific; RNA polymerase II cis-regulatory region sequence-specific DNA binding.
GAUGACCGUCACCAACUUCGAUAUGAUGCGCCCUUGCUUUACUGGAUACCCUUUCCAAGUGACUGUGAGUGUAUGUGUAUGACUCCCGUGACAGUGUGCCUUUUUAUUUUGGUUUUUCUAUUGAGUAUUGGGCAAAUACAUUUUCAACUCAUUUUGAACUAAUCAAUUAACAAAAACAGUACAAUGACACUGACAGCAGCAAUGCACAAUUUGUUACUUGACAAAACAAUGGAUGUUUGCUCGACCGGGCAAGGGCGAGUGAACCAGCUUGGGGGUGUGUUCAUCAACGGGCGACCCUUGCCGAACCACAUUCGGCUCAAAAUUGUCGAAAUGGCUGCAGCCGGGGUGCGGCCCUGCGUUAUCUCCAGGCAGCUCAGGGUCUCACACGGCUGCGUGUCGAAAAUCCUCAACCGUUACCAGGAGACUGGAAGCAUCCGACCUGGGGUGAUCGGAGGCAGCAAGCCGAGGGUGGCAACCCCGGACGUCGAACGGAGGAUCGAGGAGUACAAAGGAGAGAACCCGGGCAUCUUCAGCUGGGAAAUUAGAGACAGAAGCCAAGCGGAUGAUGGCGUCAUAUUAAAGACUGAGGAAGGAACAAACGCGUUGAUAAAGGAAGGAUUGUGCGAUCGGGGAAACGCUCCCUCGGUCAGCGCGAUAUCCAGGCUCUUGAGAGGAAACGACGGAGACGGAGACGACAAAAAACUCCUCGAUGGAAAAGGCAGUGAGGGUUCCGACUGCGACUCCGAACCCGGAAUCCCGCUCAAGAGAAAGCAAAGGAGGAGCCGGACCACCUUCACGGCGCAGCAGCUCGACGAAUUGGAACGUGCUUUCGAACGGACGCAAUAUCCAGACAUUUACACCCGGGAGGAACUCGCUCAACGGACAAAGCUCACCGAAGCACGAAUUCAGGUUUGGUUCAGCAACAGAAGAGCACGCUUGAGGAAGCAACUUGCCAGCAAUUCCACACCUGGCUACCCGGGGAUGGGCCUCCCGAUGAGCUAUCCACCGUCAAGUACAGCACCCCCGACUUACAUGAUUCCAGAGCCAUCUUCCUUCUCGCACCCUCCACAGCUGUCAGUAAGUGAGGGUAAUGGCGGCUACGGAAGCAGCCAUGUAAUGAGUUCAAUGGAGCAAGAAAGAAGUGGAAGCCCGACGACCCACAGCUACAGCAUCAACGCCUAUCCACCGCCACCCCCGCCUUCGUCGACAGCAGCGUUGCUUUCUUCACAGAUGCAGACCCUAGGAGCCUCCGGUGGCCAUCACGUGAGCGGCGGCUCUCCAGGACUGCUGACCACUGCCAACAACGUUUAUCCAAUACCAAUCAGCCCCGGUUCCAUGCUAUCGCCCGUGCCACCGACGAGUCUUGCACUUAUGGGAACACAAACAGGUACUAGCAAUGAAAGUUUGGUGGCAAAUUCCGGUGAUAUGGUGUCACUUCACAGCCCCAACGGUGGAAAUAACAACUGGUCCGUUUUACCGCCACACCAUUCCAGUCCUGGACCACUUCUCAGCCCUGGCACCACAGGCUACAAUACAAGCUUCGUCACUUCUCAGCACCGCCCACAACCAUUUUACACGUGGUAUUGACCUUAUGCAUAUUAGGGCACAUUACAUUACAAGCUUAAUUCAACAUUUGAAAAUAAAUUAUUUCUUUAUUGACACCGAUUGUGAUUUUGUUAGUUAACGAUGGUAUUAAUUUUUAAGUUGAGUGAUUUAUGAAUAGUUUAAAAUUACAAUGUUUUAUUAUUGCAUUUUUAUUUUAAUAGGUAAAAAUUCGUACUAAAAUUGAAUUAAAUUACAGUAUUUAUAUUAUGUAUUGUAAGUUAUAUUUUUAAUUUUUACCAAAUUGAAAGCAACGUUUUAAUAUAUUUUAUAAAAUUACCUACAUACUUAGGAAUAUGCCAAAGGGAAAAAUUUAACAUCACUAUUGAAGAUUAAUGCUGAUUUUCAUUAGAAAAAAAGAUCUUUAAAAAAAUACAAUGCAAUAAAAAUUGGAAAUCUUAGUUUAUUAUUUUAUAUUUAACUUUAUCAUAAUUUCACAGCUUAUCAGUUAAUUUGUUAUUGAAAAAAUUAAUGAUAAAACUAAAUAACUUAAUUUUUGCUUUAUCCUUGUGAGUAUUGAUGUUCUACUAUCGUGUACAUAGAAUUUAAAUUAGUUUCAAUAAAUUGAAGACAAAGCGUCUUUAAGGAGGUUUGUUUAAACUGAAAUGAUUUCAAAGUCAUUCAUUUUGGAUUGAAACAAACGUUGUUACCAAAAUGAGGCCCAGUGAUUUCUCCUUCAAUUACAAAAUGCAUUUACGCGUCGAGGGGAGACUUAGGUAUAGCUAGUUCCUACACAGUGUGAGCCAUCUUUAAGAGAGCUAAGAGCAGUACUUAUUGUAAAAUAGUUGUAAUUUAAGCUGUCUCCUAAUAACAAAAAAAUUGUAAAUUAAUUUUGUCAACAAAAUGAAUUGGAUUAUGGAUGUUCUUUUUUGUCUAUGUUUUAUUUUAUUUAAGUAGUGCUUCACCUCUAUUUAUGAUUUGACAUCACCGAAUGCAUUGAUAUAUAUGUGUAAUUUUGUGCAUA